GGAGUCAGUUAAGACUUGGGGUGCCAUCAGCCCCACCCCCCAAGAAACAGGCUGGCAGCUUGUCCUUGCUGCCCACCGAGAGCCAGACUUUCUCAUCUGGGAGGGCCAAGCACACACUUUCAAGGGCAAACUACCCUUCCAGUUCUAUGCAUGCCAGCCGGGAAGUUCUUCCUAUGGUCUAACCUUAACCCCUCCAGCUGCCUCAUCUACCACCCCAAGCCAGUCUUGGCAACCUGGAGGACCAGGGACACAUUUUGAGUAUUUCUGUUUUCUUUAUCCUAAUAUAUACGAAGCACCUACCCCCAUGCCAAGCACUGCUUAAGAACAUGACGUACGUUAACUCAUGUAACCCUCAUAUAUCCAGUCGUAUGAGGCAGAUGCUCUUUUCCCUAUCCUGAUGAGGAAACUGCCGUACAGAGAGGGUCUUCAAGCAGCUCAGCACGUAUGCGGGCAGCGUGGCCCCGGCCCCCCCGAGCCUCGGGAGGGCAUCACAGUACCUGGCGAGUGGCCGUGGCAAGCAAGCGUGAGGAGGCGGGGGGUCCACAUCUGCAGCGGGUCCCUGGUGGCGGACACCUGGGUCCUCACUGCUGCUCACUGCUUUGAAAAGGCAGCAAUGACGGAACUGAACUCCUGGUCAGUUGUCCUGGGUUCUCUGCAACGUGAGGGGCUGAGCCCGGGGGCCGAGGAGGUAGGGGUGACAGCUCUACAGCUGCCAAGGGCCUAUAAUCACUACAGCCAGGGCUCAGACCUGGCCCUGCUACGACUUGCCCACCCCAUGGCCCACACGCCCCUCUGCUUGCCCCAACCUACCCACCGCUUUCCUUUUGGGACGUCCUGCUGGGCCACUGGCUGGGCUCAGGACACCAGUGGCGGUAAGUGCUGGCCCAGACUGAAGCCCAGAGAGGCAUUAUGCUUGCCUGAGGUCACCCAGCCUCAGCUGCCAACGGUCCCUCUGCUGAAUCUCCCUCACUCCCCACCAACCCCCUUUCUUUUACCAGCUCCCAGGGCUCUGCGGAAUCUGCGCCUGCGUCUCAUCAGCCGUCCCACGUGUAACUGUCUCUACAACCGGCUGCACCAGCGGCUGCUGGGCAACCCCGCUCAGCCUGGGAUGCUGUGUGGGGGUGCCCAGCCUGGGGUGCAGGGGCCCUGUCAGGGAGAUUCGGGGGGCCCCGUGCUGUGCCGUGAGCCUGACGGACACUGGGUUCAGGCUGGGAUCAUCAGCUUUGCAUCAAGCUGUGCCCAAGAAGAUACUCCUGUGCUGCUGACCAGCGCGGCUGCUCACAGUUCCUGGCUGCAGGCUCGCGCUCAGGGGGCGGCCUUCCUGACCCAGAACCCAGAGACCCCAGAGAUCAGUGACGAGGACAGCUGUGUAGCCUGUGGAUCCUUGAGGGGAGAAGGCCCCCGGGCAGGAGCCCCCUCCCCGUGGCCCUGGGAUGCCAGGCUGAAGCACCAGGGGAAGCUGGCCUGUGGCGGAGCCCUGGUGUCAGAGGAGGUCGUACUGACUGCUGCCCACUGCUUCAUCGGGCGCCAGACCCCAGAGGAGUGGAGCAUCGGGCUGGGGGCCGGACCAGAGGAGCGGGGCCUGAAGCAACUCAUCCUGCAUGGGGCUUACACCCACCCUGAAGGGGGCUACGAUGUGGCCCUCCUGUUGCUGGCCCAGCCCGUGACACUAGGCCCCAGCCUUCGGCCACUCUGCCUGCCCUAUUCUGACCACCAUCUGCCUGAUGGGGAACGUGGCUGGGUCCUGGGGCUGCCCCACCAAGGAGCAGGCGCCGGCGCCCCUCAGACAGUGCCCGUGACCCUCUUGGGACCCAGGGCCUGCAGCCGGCUGCAUGCAGCUCUUGGGAGCGACAGCAUCCCCAUUCUGCCAGGGAUGGUGUGUACCAGUGUUGUGGGUGAGCCACCCCACUGCGAGGGCCUGUCUGGGGCACCACUGGUGCACGAGGUGAGGGGCACAUGGUUCCUGGCUGGGCUACAGAGCUUUGGAGAUGCCUGCCAAGGCCCCGCAAGGCCUGCAGUCUUCGUGGCACUUCCUGCCUAUGAGAGCUGGGUCAGCAGUCUGGACUGGCAGGUCUAUUUUGCUGAGGAGCCGGAGCCCGAGGCCGAGACUGGAAGGUGCUCCGCCAACACGAGCAAACCAGCUGGCUGUUGACAGGUGGCUCUGGGAUGCUGCAGACACAGUGAGACAAUUCCUGCGUCACCGCCCCUAUCCCUCUCCCAUUCCCCCCACCCACACAUGAUUCCAGGCGCUGGGGCAGGUCCAACAGCCCAG
This is a messenger RNA of Ailuropoda melanoleuca (giant panda), 2272 nucleotides long. RefSeq names its product serine protease 53 (gene PRSS53). The record is from RefSeq and is a predicted model, not a curated record. Lineage: Eukaryota; Metazoa; Chordata; Mammalia; Carnivora; Ursidae. Bases 398 to 2152 code for a protein of 584 amino acids. Gene Ontology annotation, molecular function: serine-type endopeptidase activity. Gene Ontology annotation, biological process: proteolysis. The transcript has 10 exons.